Branchiostoma belcheri (Belcher's lancelet) is the source of this 3955-nucleotide messenger RNA. RefSeq names its product serine/arginine repetitive matrix protein 1-like. The record is from RefSeq and is a predicted model, not a curated record. NCBI's taxonomy places the organism in Eukaryota, Metazoa, Chordata, Leptocardii, Amphioxiformes, Branchiostomatidae. The transcript has 18 exons. Bases 253 to 3258 code for a protein of 1001 amino acids.
CAAUGGUGUAAUGACCUAUACAUGUUCUAACACUGCCACCAGCCACCACAAGGAUCAAGUCAGGAGAAAGACUCCGAAGUUAAUUCCCUUCCUGGAAUAGCUUAAGUGGGUUGAGCUGAGUGUGGUCUGACAGAGUGCCAUUACACCAUGUAAGCCGCCCGGCGCACUUUACAUGUAAACACGCGCUCGUUCUUUAGUGGCCUUCCCUUGCCGCUCGUAAGAGUUUGGCGGGUUUGUUUUCUCCGGGUGAUCAUGCCCCUCAAGUACCUUCGGAAGCGCGGACUUGUCUUGAAGAAGUGGACCUUCAGGCACUUUGGACGUCUUAAGAGAAAGAAGCGUUCGUCCAGCCCCUCCAGUAACGAGUCUUCUCCCAGCCAGCGGAGGAAACAGGAGGAUGACCAGGGCACCGUGGCCGCUGACGAUGAGUUUGACUUCCCCAAUAUCGAGGCUCACAAGCUGGACACCAGCGUCGCUCGAGGCAAGGCUGAACUGAGCAAGAGAAGAUCGACAAAGCCUCGCCGCAAACCCACCCGUCAGCGCAGUACGAGUGGCAAUGAGGACAGUAACGACUUUGGCUUCUCCAUUGCACCAGAGACAAAAGCAGACAACAGACAACCAGCCAUUGCUAAUGAGCUGAACGGCAGUGUGGACAGUCUGGACAGAGAGGAUGUCUUCAACCAGAACACGGUCGGCGCCGCCGUGUCGCCCAACCGCCAGCCGUACGCAGCGUCGGCCUCGGCCGAGAGACUGCCCUCCCCCGACUGGGUAACCGUGUCCUUCACACAGGGACAGGAACCACAGAUGUCACCCACCAAGCCUGCCGGUGUGUCUCUCACAGAGCCCUCUCCUAAGGCGUCACCCAAUCGGAGCCCUCGUAGCUCCCCUAUUCCUGCUAAAGGGGUCUCUACAGAAGACCAAGCCCAGUCCUCUCCUGCCUGGACCAAAAUUAACCACAGUUCCAGUCAGGAGUCUAAAGGUUCAUUGGUUAAACGACAACAGUCAAUGCCAGAGCCUGCGGAUGAUCCGGUGUCCCCAGAGUGGACCACCAUUACCCACAGACACAGUGUCCAGGAGAGACAAACCAUCAGCAGCAGAGUCAGGGGCUUUGCCCUGCCAGGUCUGGCAUCAGGUGGCUCCAGCCGCAGCAGCUCCAACAAGCCGUCCCCCGCCAGCCCCGAGCACUUCCUCCAGUCUCCCACCGCCGGCUCCCCGCAGGCCAGACCUGCAGCCUCACCCACCAAGACAGGCGUCCUCAUACCUGGUCUGGAGGAGCUGGAGUCAAGCCCUGUCAAGCUGAAGCAUACCCCGACUAAAGAGAAGCUCCCCUCACCACCUGAAGAGGCUACUGUACCCUCCUGGGCCAAGGACACACAGCUCAAAAAGGUGAGAACACCUGAGGAGAUGCCCCCACCUGAAGAACCAGAAGAACGGGAGGGGCCGUGGACAAAACAAGCCCAGCUGAAAAAAGUGGAGAGCCCUCCCUCCAAGGAAGACGAUGAAGAAAUGGCCAAGGAAAAUGAACCACCAGAGCAAGACUGGCGUGCUCGUCUCAAGAAGUCCUUCAAGUCUGGUAAAGACACCAAGAAGGAGAAGACACAGGAGAAAGCCGCUCCGGACUGGGCAAAGAAGGCGGAAGAAAAAACCAAGAGGAUGCAAACGAUGGUGGAAACCAGCGCGGAGCGGGAAAAGGCAUCGGAGCGCGCCGCUCCCGAUUGGGCGAGGCAGGCGGAGGAGAAGACAAAACGGGUCCAAACGAUCACCGAGCUGAGCAAGGAAAAGGAGGUGGAAAAAGCCGCGCCGGACUGGGCCAAACAGGCCGAAGAGAAGACCAAAAGGGUGCUGGACAUCGCAGAGAGCUCCAAGGACAAACAACAGGAUCAAACCGCACCAGAGUGGGCCAACCGAGCCAAGAACAUGACAGCCAGAGUCAAGAGUAACAAGGUACUGGUGGAACUCGAAACCAAGAAGGAAAACACCAACACCGAGGCAAACCUACCGCCUUUGAAACAACUGGCGAGAACCCCGGAGUCAAACGGAGAGCUCGACACAAGGAAUGGCGACAAGGCGGGAUCGUGGUUCUCAGAGACGAAGCUGAAGAAGACGCGGCCAGGAAGCGGGAGCGGGGCCAACGCCACGGAGUCGUCGAAAAGCCCCUCCUGGAUCGAACAGUCCAGGAAGAAGUCCCAACGCUGCAACGCCUUGAUUGAAACGGCGGAUCCGGAGAAGCGGUUGGAGAGAAAGCUGUCAGGAUCGGCUGAUGAGGAACCAAAAGCGCCAUUUGUAAGAGAAGUCUCCCUGAGAAGCAGAAAAAAUUCAGAUAAGAGUGGUGGAGACAGCUCUCCGUCGGAACUGGCCCAGAUCCCUGACUGGAAGGUUCAGCUGCAGAAACGUAAGAAGGAACUGGGGGCAGCAGCAGACAGACAGAGUUGGACCACCAUUGAACACCCCCACCUCGAGUCACUCAUAGAAAAGCAGUCCCGCGUUUCAAAAUCGGCCGAAAACCUUUUAGACAACGACAGGGAAUUUGUAGAUCUUCCUCACAGUUCUCGAAUAAAACCUCCAGAAUCUGUGGAAGGUGAAAAAACAGACUCCUUUGCGAAAGAAAAGGUGUCUAGAGUGAAGAGUUGUCCUGUACACGACUCCGAAAAGAACGUAAAUCCCGUCAAGAAGUUAUUCAAACAGUUCAGCUCAUAUUUCUCCAAGGCACCAGAGGUCAGAGGUGACACUGGUACAAAGUCGCACCUGGAGGAGCUGAAGGGGCGAGACUCGCAGGUGUCAUCACCACCUGCCGAGGAGCCCGGCUGGAAACAAGAGAUCAGGAGACGGAGAAGCCAAGGACAACAGGGCUACACUGAUCCUUCUGAGCUGUCAGACAACUCCCCUAUUACCUCUGUUCAAAUGCCUCCAAAAUCCAAGGAAGCGGAGGAGCCUCCUCCGGAGCCGGCGUGGAAGCGCGAGCUGUCCCGCCGCAGACGGGAGGGACGAUACCAGACCCAGAUCAUCACCAGCGACAGUAAGGACUCGCCCGACAGCCCCGCCAACUGGCUGCAGAAACUCCGCUCCAGACCUCAGUCUGCAGCACCAACAGACAGUGAUGAGAGCCCUGAUCCCGACUCCCCCAUCCACAGACCCAGGUCUAGACCUCGACCAGCUGGUGUUGAUCUGACUUCAAACAUGCAGGCUGAGCCAGUCUGGAAGCAGGAGGCAGAGCGCAAGAGAAACAGGUUCCAAACUGCGCUGGCAGAGAACCUCAGCUAACACCGGUGAGAGACCACGUCUGCCCUGUGAUCAGCCACCGACCUGCAACAUUCCCAUAUAUGGACGUAACAGUUCUUUCAUACAAGCCAUAUACGUGUCAAGGUACUUAAGUAUAACAGCUUGGCAAGAUACGUACGCUGCGUACAUGUUUGUUGUACGUAUGUCACCAAAUCAUCUCUCAAAAGCCGUUUUCAAACUUUUGAAUACCUAUAUUUGACAUGCACAACGUACUAGUUACUAAUAAAAAGCUUUUAAUGGGAGGUAUUUAAUCCAUUGGGUACUAGCUACACAAAAGAAGUAAAACAGUAUAUCUAUGUCCUAAUAUAGAGGUUUUUCAACAAUUGUGAAGUAUAAUUCAAAUCCUCUGUCAACCAUGUUGGCUAGUAUAAGUGGAUUUCAGCAUGUUCAAAGAUGUGUACACUGUAAUCCAACAUUAUGGUGUGUUAGUGACAUCAUAUGAAAAGCUUGUAUACUGCAAACUUUGCAGAAUUCUUUAACUGUCUUGUUGCUGUGGUGUGUUCAAACAACAGUACAACACAGUGGUUAGAGAACACAGCAGUGUGAAGGUUAAAACUUAGGUACAGAACAGGAAGGAUAACUGUUGGGAACUGUGCGUACAUGAAAAUAAAAAUGUAUCGUGAACAUACAAUGAAGAACAGCCAUUACUGACAAUUUGUAUAAGUUGAUGAAGAGAAAA